Molecule: messenger RNA, 1157 nt
Organism: Vanessa tameamea
Lineage: Eukaryota; Metazoa; Arthropoda; Insecta; Lepidoptera; Nymphalidae
Exons: 7
Coding region: 232-1092 (286 amino acids)
Biological process (GO): non-motile cilium assembly
Cellular component (GO): ciliary transition zone
Source: RefSeq, a predicted model, not a curated record
GUUGUUGCUAUGGCGGCAUUUUUGUAUUCAGUGUUGAAUAUUUGUUCCAAAUCGAAUAUUAUUUGGAAAUUAUAUUUGUGACUACAACUAAAGCUUAUGUGAUUACUAUGAAACGUGAUUUAUAAAGUUCUCUAUUCUUUAAUGUGUGAAAUAUAUAAAUAUCUUAAAUGCUAAGCUUAAUGCCAUAUACAUAAUAUAUUAAUACUAAAAAUAUUUAAUAGAUAAGUUAUUAUGAUGAGUCGUGGUAAAGAUAACAAAAACAUUGUGUAUGGUACAUGUAAGAGUCAUAUAAACAGAUCAGAAAAUGAUUUAUACAGAAUAUGUCCAUCAAAAUUAAGUAAACAGGAAUUAGAGGACUUAUACUUUGCAUUAUUUGAUAGCAACAUACAAUUGAAAAAAACUUUAAAUGGACAGAGAGAUGAAAUCAAAGUGUUAACCACAAAAGUACAAAGACUGACAGCAUUAGGAAAUCGUAACCAGGCUUGCUGUGCUAAAAGUUUGGCUGUUAUAAAUGAACAAAAAGAAUUAAUAGUAGACUUAAAGAAGACUAAUGAGCAACUAUCAGAGAGAAUUCGUCUUCUCAAUAUGAGACUUUGUUCUGCAAAGCAGUUUUUAAGACGCGGCACAGCUCAAUCUACUACACGCUGUUCAAAAUGUUGUCUAGCUUUCAAUACAUCGAUUAAGAACUCGUCCAUGAGCGCGCUUUAUACCAAGAGAAGUGUAGCCAAUGUUGGUAUCGAAGCCACGUCAUGUGAAUUUUUAGACAAAGAAAAUAUACCGGUACAGUCGACAGAGAAUACUACCACUCAAAAUGAAACUAAAUCAGUCCGUGACGAGGACUGUCAGCAAAACAAGUGUCGAACUAUGAUAGACGAGUUGAAAGAAAAGAUUGCUAUUUUAGAAGAGGAGUUAGUCAAAACGCACGACCAGUACUCGGAGCGAUUGAAUAAAUCAACCGAGGAGGUUACCCUGCUCAGGAACGAGAACACUCGAGCCAGAGCUGAACGAAUAAUUGCGGAACGGCACCUGCACACACAGUACGGCGAUCUGCUGGAGCAGCUGCGAGCAGAGGAGCAGCGAUGUGGUGAGUGAAUAUUAUUUACAUUUGCAGGAGUUACAUACUGAAAAAUGAAGACCCUUGGCAGACGUUGCUACCC